AAAUAACUGAAGAUCAGAAAGUGAAUAGUUUCAUCUCAACCAACUUCACUGUUCACAGUUCACAGUUCACACCACAAAAAAUAGCAGCAAGUAAGAGAGAGAAAGAGUGAGGAGAGAGAAAAUGAGCGGAGCAGGGAAGACGGUAUGUGUGACCGGAGCAUCUGGUUACAUCGCUUCAUGGCUAGUUAAGCUUCUUCUUCAGCGCGGUUACUCUGUUCGAGCCACCGUUCGUGAUCCCAAUAAUCCGAAGAAAGUUGAGCACUUGCUUUCUCUAGAUGGAGCUAAGGAGCGACUUCACUUGUUUACUGCAAACCUGUUGGAGGAGGGAUCUUUUGAUGCUGCUGUGGAGGGUUGUGACGGUGUUUUUCACACUGCUUCUCCCUUCUACCAUGAUGUUAAAGAUCCAGAGGCUGAAUUGCUUGAUCCUGCUGUGAAGGGAACACUUAAUGUUCUCAAUGCCUGUGUAAAAGUCCCAUCAAUAAAAAGGGUGGUGCUGACAUCUUCAAUGGCAGCGGUUGCUUACAAUAGCAGACCUCGAACUCCGGAAGUGGUGGUUGAUGAAACCUGGUUUACUGAUGCAAAUCUCAGUAGGGAAACAAAGAUGUGGUAUGUGCUCUCUAAAACUUUGGCUGAGGAAGCAGCAUGGAAGUUUGUGAAAGAGAAGGGCAUUGAUAUGGUGACUAUAAAUCCGGCAAUGGUUAUUGGACCACUGUUGCAGCCAACACUCAACACAAGUGCUGCUGCAAUAGCGAAAUUAUUUGGUUCUGAAACUUAUAAAAACAUGACUCUUGGUUGGGUACAUGUUAAUGAUGUUGCCAUGGCACAUAUCCUGGCACUUGAAGUCUCUUCAGCUGAAGGAAGAUACUGCUUAGUUGAAAGCACUGCGCAUUAUGCAGAUAUUGUGAAGAUUUUGAAAGAGCUUUAUCCGAAUGCCAAACUCCCUGAAAAGUGUGAAGAUGACAGUCCUUUGAAGCCAUUAUACCAAGUCUCGAAGAAGAAAACUCAAAGUUUAGGCAUUGACUAUAUUCCUCUCAAAACAAGCGUCAAGGAGACUGUUGAAAGCCUGAAGGAGAAGGGGUUUGUCAGCAUUUAAGUUACACAUGAAAUCAAUAGCUAGUUUUUAAUAAGAGGCUUUUGAUUGAUUUUUGUAUGUGUUGGUGGGUCAUGUUGCUUAUGCAUGACUUUAGCAAGUACCCCCAGAUAUUAUUCUCAAACCAUGUCUUAAAACUUUUUAUACAUUUAUAAUAAGGGUUACUCUAUAUUACUUCAUAUUUGACUUAACAUCCUCACCAUACACGGAUCACGGAUGUAUGUCAUCUGGUUAUAUAUAUUCGGAGUAGCUUCAUGGCUAGUAAAUGCUACUGUUCGCGAUCCAAUUA
Messenger RNA from Chenopodium quinoa (quinoa), 1379 nucleotides. RefSeq names its product cinnamoyl-CoA reductase 1-like. The transcript is spliced from 6 exons. Bases 122 to 1093 code for a protein of 323 amino acids. The record is from RefSeq and is a predicted model, not a curated record. Gene Ontology annotation, molecular function: oxidoreductase activity, acting on the CH-OH group of donors, NAD or NADP as acceptor. Lineage: Eukaryota; Viridiplantae; Streptophyta; Magnoliopsida; Caryophyllales; Amaranthaceae.